This is a messenger RNA of Rhopalosiphum padi (bird cherry-oat aphid), 1137 nucleotides long. It is a transcript of the gene mei-W68, whose product is annotated as meiotic recombination protein SPO11. Gene Ontology annotation, molecular function: DNA topoisomerase type II (double strand cut, ATP-hydrolyzing) activity; ATP binding; DNA binding. Gene Ontology annotation, biological process: reciprocal meiotic recombination; meiotic DNA double-strand break processing; meiotic DNA double-strand break formation. The transcript has 8 exons. The record is from RefSeq and is a predicted model, not a curated record. Lineage: Eukaryota; Metazoa; Arthropoda; Insecta; Hemiptera; Aphididae. Gene Ontology annotation, cellular component: nuclear chromosome. Bases 1 to 1137 code for a protein of 378 amino acids.
AUGGUUAAAAAGGACCAAAUUGACUUAAAAAAUGUCGGACUAUCCAAAUAUGUUGUUAAAAAUGAUACUGGAAAUGAAAGAACUAAACAAAUUUUAAUGCGAAUAGAAAAUAUAAUUUUAAAUAUUGUCAAGAGUUUAUACAAUAAUAAUAAACUUGUGAUAAAUUUAACUAAACUAUCAAAUUGGUCGACUUGUUUUUAUGAUAAUAAAAAACAUCUUAUGACUAAAACUUUACGAUUUCAAACCAAACGAAGUCGAAUUAAUAAUACAAUCAUCAUUUACCUUUUGUCAAAGAUCUAUAAAAAUUUAAUGACAAAAAACUCAUGUACAACAAGAGAAUUAUACUACGGAGAUACAAUUCUAUUCAAACAUAGUAAUACUGUAAGGAAGGCACUUAUAGAUAUAUGUUGUUUAUUAGGUACAAAAUCUUGGGAAUUGGGUAUUACAUUAUCUUCUAGUGGUUUAGUAGCAGGAAAUCUAAUAAUUUAUAUGUCUAAUGGAACAUUCCUUGACUGUUCUUGUACUACAGAAGGUGUACAAAUACCUCAGGAUAUUUUAGAAAUAGACAACUUAGAAUCAAAAGCAAAAUAUAUUUUAAUAAUUGAAAAAAAUGCAUCAUUUCAAAAAAUUAUUAAUGAAGGAUUGUUGAAUACAAAUAAAUACACAUUCAUCAUGAUAACUGGUAAAGGAUUUCCUGAUAUCAAUACCAGGUUGUUUGUGAAACAGUUGUCUUGUAAAUUAAAUAUACCAAUAUUAGCCUUAGUUGAUGCAAAUCCAUUUGGUAUAGAAAUAAUGUGUGUUUACAGAUUUGGCUCCAAUUCCAUGGUUCAUCAAAAUGAAAUGCUUUGUGUGCCAUCAAUAAAGUGGCUAGGAGUUUAUCCUACAGACAUAGUAUCACUAAAUUUACCAAGUAUUACUUUAACUAGUUUGGAUCAAGAAAGAUUGAAAUCGCUUUUAAAAAGAUCAUAUAUAAAUUCCAAUCAUAAACUUUUGCAACAGGUAUUUUUAAAAUUAAAUGUAUUAAUGUUACACAAUUUAAACAGAAAAUCAGAAAUUGAGUCAUUGACAACAUUCACUCAGACAUAUCUAACUGAGGUUUAUAUUAAAAAAAAAAUUCUUACUCAAGACUUUAUAUAG